AUGCAAGACUGGCGAACGGAGGAGUGUUACGUCAUCGGUGCAUCUGGCAUGGACCACGCUUGCGCUGCUUCGAGGGUGGAUGAAGGUGGAAAUCUAAGGACCCAUUUCAGGACACAUACUAAAGAAAAGCCAUACUCUUGUCAAAUUUGUAAAAAGACAAGGACACACACAAAAGAAAAACCGUAUUCUUGUGAAGUUUGUGCAAAGUCAUUUUCUCAGAGUGGAACUUUGAAAAUCCAUUUGAGAAUACAUACAAAAGAAAGACCAUAUACUUGUGGAAUUUGUAAAAAGACAUUUUCCGUGAGUGGAAAUUUGAAAGAUCAUUUGAGGACACAUACAAAAGAAAAACCAUAUUCUUGUCAAAUUUGUAAAAAGUCAUUUUCUCAGAGUGGAAGUCUAAGGAACCAUUUGAGAACACAUACUAAAGAAAAACCAUAUUCUUGUGAACUUUGCAAAAAAUCAUUUUCUGUGAGUGGAAGAUUGAAAGUUCAUUUGAGGACACAUACAAAGGAAAAACUAUAUUCUUGUGAUAUUUGUAAAAAG
Molecule: messenger RNA, 543 nt
Organism: Uloborus diversus
Lineage: Eukaryota; Metazoa; Arthropoda; Arachnida; Araneae; Uloboridae
Product: zinc finger protein 239-like
Exons: 3
Biological process (GO): regulation of transcription by RNA polymerase II
Cellular component (GO): nucleus
Molecular function (GO): RNA polymerase II cis-regulatory region sequence-specific DNA binding; DNA-binding transcription factor activity, RNA polymerase II-specific
Source: RefSeq, a predicted model, not a curated record